Eruca vesicaria subsp. sativa (arugula) is the source of this 990-nucleotide messenger RNA. The record is from the annotation of a GenBank genome assembly. NCBI's taxonomy places the organism in Eukaryota, Viridiplantae, Streptophyta, Magnoliopsida, Brassicales, Brassicaceae.
UAGACAGCCACAAAAUCCCCAAAACCAAAUCUUCUCUUUCCGUUCUCUCAUCUCCGCCGUUGAUUAUCUAAACGGAUCAAUCUAACGAUAAAAACAGAGCUUUGAAACUUCACAAGUUUGAUCAUUUGCUUGAAACAGAGUAAAAGGUCCUCUGUUCCUUGCUCUGUUUUUUCAUCGAUGAGGAGGUUAAGAGGGAUCAAAAUCAGAAGACCGUUUAAACGAAUCACAAGAUGGAUCCUCCGGAAAACCCGACCCCGCCGUUCCAGAUACAUCCGGUUAAGCCCGAACCGGCCGGUUUGCAAACCAAAAGCCAUCCAAAAACUCAUAAGCUGGGGUCGGAGUCUCACAUCACACAGCGCCAGGUUUCUCGGGUGUAGGCGAUCAAACUCCGGAUACAUACCAAUUGGUCAGGACCCAGUUCAAAAUAAACCCGACCCAGUUCCCAAAGGUCACUCGGCGGUUUACGUCGGUAAAAAAGACGGCGACUUUCAGAGAGUUUUGGUGCCUAUCGUUUACUUUAACCAUCCUCUGUUCGGUGAGCUUCUGAGAGAAGCAGAGGAAGAGUUUGGGUUUUGUCAAGAAGGUGGUAUCACUAUCCCUUGUCCUUAUUCGGAUUUCAAACGUGUACAGACCCGAAUAGAAUCCGGGUCGGGUUUUGGCAAGCUUCCAUGGAGCCGGCGCCGGCAAUAACGACGACGGAAAAAAAACGGUAGACGAUGAUGAUGAUGAAAAAAGUUUAAACUCUUUUUUACUGCUUUUUAGCUUUUUACCCUUUUGUUUUGUUAGAUAUGCAUGUAUAUGUGAUAAUGUGAAAGUGACAUUUUUUUAGUAUUAAACUAAAGACGAUAGUCACCAUACUGUAAAUAAUUGAGAGAUUUUUCCUUUUCCGUAAUUGCAUGAGUGCUUUUGGUAGGACUAUGUGAUUAUGAAUUUAAGAUUAAGAUAGUGAUUAUAAAAGUGAAUGAUGAAAACGAUAAAACCAAAGAAAAA